Messenger RNA from Coregonus clupeaformis (lake whitefish), 2378 nucleotides. RefSeq names its product four-jointed box protein 1-like. Bases 245 to 1528 code for a protein of 427 amino acids. The record is from RefSeq and is a predicted model, not a curated record. The transcript has a single exon. Lineage: Eukaryota; Metazoa; Chordata; Actinopteri; Salmoniformes; Salmonidae. Gene Ontology annotation, biological process: cell-cell signaling.
UAGACAAAUCAAACUAAACCAGCAGCACCCAGUGGAGACCGGAGGGAUGGAGACGCAGAGAGAACGCCGUUCGCUGUCGGAAACCAAAUACGCUGAAAAAAAGAUUGACUGUUAAAUAAAAUACUCAUCUAUCGAUGGAGAAGGAAUUAAUUCACCCAAGGGGAACAGAGAUGCGAACCUCGUUGCCGUCGGGGCUGUGCAAGUCGUCUCUGCUCAACAAAGGGAAGGGCUGCUGUCAGUAACCAUGAGGGCUGUGUCGGCGAACUUACUUGCACUGCUCUUUCUCUGCACUUGUGCCUGUGUAUUCUACGUAUGGAGCAGGCUGGAGAGUCGGCUGGAGAGAGACAAACGGGGACUACAAUUAUCGAGCUCCUUUCAGGUUGGGCCAUCCCCGGACAUCUCCGCUAAAACUUUCCGGGCUUUGCUAGCUGUUCCAGCCGCACAGAGACUGCACUUGGGGGGCAGACUGGAUGUCCACAAUCUUACUGGUGUUAGGGAUCAAAUUGGCUCUUUAGGAAGCAGAGAUUACCAUAUGAAUGUAGAUAACAAGGGGUCAGCACAGAGGGGGGUCCCGGGCAAAUUAGGCUCUCUCCUUGAGGGUAUUUUCUGGAGUGAAAGACUUGAGGCUCAGCUUCCCGCCAGCUUCAGCGAGGAACAUGCCCUAGCAUGGAGAGAGAGAGCCCGGGGACACCGGAUAGUCAGACUGGAGCCAGGCUGUGGUAGAAUAUCCAAUCAGCUGGCUACUUUUUCGGACGGAACCAAAGCUUGCGUGCGUUAUGGAAUAAACGCGGAACAGGUGCAGGGGGAAACUCUGACUUAUUACCUGGCUAAUUUGCUAGGAAUUACAAAUCUACCGCCGCUUAUCCUUGCCCAGUUGAACGUUGACAGUGAACAAUGGGCUUCUGUUAGGAGAAGAAUAGGCGGUUUACAGUGGAGUGAGCGGGCCGUGGUCUCACUCACAGAGUGGGUCGCCAACCUGACCGGGGUAGUCACACCUGCGCCGCUGCGCCAGGAGAGCAAGGGGCUGCGUCCUCUGCAAGGGGAACUGGGGAACAAAACCACCGCGGAGCUGCUCGAGCUAAUGCAGUGGACCGACCUGAUAAUAUUGGACUACCUGUCUGCUAACUUCGACAGGCUCGUAAGCAACCUCUUUAGCCUGCAGUGGGACUCGCGCGUGAUGGAGAGGGAGACCAACAACCUGCUCAGAACGCCCCGCGGUGACCUGGUUUUCAUAGACAACGAGGCAGGGCUUGUACACGGAUACCGGGUGCUGGAUAUGUGGGAGAAGUACCACAGCACCGUCUUGGGCUCCGUGUCUGUGUUCAGAAAGAGGACAGCGCAGCGCGUGAUAGAACUGCACCGGCGCAGGGACACCAGGACUCGGCUGCUCGAGCUGUACAGAGACAGCGAACCUUUGUCUCCGGAAUUAGGUUUUCUCUCCUACGAACACGCAGGAGUAUUACAGAACCGAAUAGACAGAUUAUACAAACACAUAUCGCAUUGCAAGGAGGAGUACCACCAGCUGUGAGCAUUUAGUUCUGAUUCCUCUCAUAUAUAUGGUUCUGUGUCUCGCACCUGCCACACAGAAUGACGUGUGCUGCUAAUCAGUAACCUAGCCCAGUAACCACACACCUGUACUAGAUUAACGCGCGUCAAUUGAAACGGUUUUUGAAUAUAUUAAUGAACUACCUCGUGUAAACCAAUGUUUUGCCUACUUUAUAUGUCUGGAUAAAAUAUUGACGUUGUUUUUUUAGCUUCGUGCAGGAUAUGCCAUAAUUUAUUUUCACCCAGCCUCAAAACAUAACUGCAAUAUAAUAACGUGAUGAGAGCCAAUGCAUCUUUGUACCUAUUUAGGUUUAAUGGUCAGCCUUCAAUCUCUCCAGUUUGAUACACAAUUGUGUUCCUUAAUAGGAAUCAGCUAUUGUGGUGUCAGGGGGGUUAACAAUAACCACUUUGUAUCAUCUUUAUGGGCAAGGUGCAUUGUGCUUAAUAUUUUCAAUAAGAAACUGACUGCUUGAUCAUAAGAACCAAGCCUUAAUAGGUUAGUCCUAAAUAGUUUAGUAUUUGUUGACACAUGCAUUUGUGAUGUACAAUUUGUCACCUGUCACAUCCUUUUAUAGAAGCUCUAGCCUACUGUACAAUCAACUGUCAAAGCAAACACUCAUUUUCAUGUAUUUGGUUGUCUUAUGAUUGUAUCUAUAGCCUUAAUGUCAUGACCCAGUCAUAUUUGUUGUACAUGCUGUAAGUAUGUGAAUACUGUAUCUGUUAACCAGUUUUUGACAUUCACAAUUGUAAUCUACUUCACUAAUUCAAUGUGCAUUGUAACAUUCCAAUCUUUCUGUCUUUUUGUUAAAUAUAUUGUAAUUUAAGUUGUCAGA